This is a messenger RNA of Prunus armeniaca (apricot), 1380 nucleotides long. NCBI's taxonomy places the organism in Eukaryota, Viridiplantae, Streptophyta, Magnoliopsida, Rosales, Rosaceae. The record is from the annotation of a GenBank genome assembly.
AUGAUUAUUCAGGAUGAGCUUCUGUUUAGUCAUGUGGAGGGUAUUGGGUUUCGUGAAUUUUUGAAGGAGGCACAACCUAGAUUUGAGUUGCCAUCUCGUAAAACACUUGCUAGAGAUGUGUGGGAUCUCUAUCAAGAGGAUAAAGUUAAAAUCAAGAGUGUCUUAACACAUAAUGCACAAAGAGUCUCUCUUACCAUCGACACUUGGACGUCCAUUCAAAAUAUCAAUUACAUGGUUCUCACGGCCCACUUCAUUGAUGAUGAUUGGGUCUUGCAUAAGAGAAUCCUUAAUUUUUGUGUCAUUCCUAAUCAUAAGGGGGAUACAAUUGGCAGGCUUGUGGAGGCAUGUUUGAAUGGGUGGGGGAUAGACAAAGUUUUCACCAUAUCGGUUGAUAAUGCUUCCUCCAAUGAUGGAUGUAUUACCUACAUGAAGAAGAGGUUAGAAAAGUGGAAUUCACUCAUAGGUGAUGGUAGUUUGUUGCAUGUGAGGUGUUGUGCACAUAUUACAAACUUGAUUGUAACCGAUGGAAUGAAAGAAAUUCAGCAAUCUAUUGAGAGUAUUCGCAAUUGUGCUAAGUACAUUAGGGGGUCAUCCCAACGGUUAGAGAAUUUUAGGGCUUGUUUGGAGAUGGAGAAGGUUGAUACUAGAACCAUGGUUCCUUUCAAUGUGUGCACAAGAUGGAAUUUAACUUACAUGAUGUUGGAGAGUGCUUUGAAGCUCCAAAAAGGUUUUGAGAGGAUGGAGGAGGAUGACCCAAACUUUUUGGGGUACUUUGAGGAGUAUGAAGUUCAUGGUAAGGAAACGAAGAAAAGAGUUGGGCCUCCAACUUCAUUGGAUUGGGAUAAUACAAAGGUAUUUGUCAAAUUUUUGAAGAAGUUUUAUGAUGCUACUUUGAGGUUUAGUGCAUCAAAAACCGUGUCUUCUAAUACCCCACUCCAUGAGAUAUGUUCUUUUUUGGAGGAGAUAGACACAAUGAUGAAUGUUGAUGAUGUUGUUAUGUGCAACAUAGCAACAAUGAUGAAGAGAAAGUUUGAUAAAUAUUGGGGAAAUGUGAAUAACAUCAACAAGUUAUUCUUUGUGGCGGUUAUUCUAGAUCCUCGAUACAAGAUGAAAUAUGUGGAAUUUUGCUUGGGUGACUUGGUGUCCAAUGAAAAUGGGGUUAAUGACAUGUCAUUGGGUUUUUGUUCUACUAUACUAUGCUUCGACACAGCAAUGAAAAACCAAAAUCAGUCUAAAUAUCAAUUACCAAACACCAAAUCUAAAACCCAAUUAUUGAAACAGCCAAAAACACAAAAUAAAGAGAAACUCAUAAAUUUUCAUACCUUUUAUGGAAAGUUAGAGGCAGUGAGAAGGAAGGAUGUGAGUGAGACAGAGAACUGA